Molecule: messenger RNA, 672 nt
Organism: Helobdella robusta
Lineage: Eukaryota; Metazoa; Annelida; Clitellata; Rhynchobdellida; Glossiphoniidae
Exons: 3
Coding region: 1-672 (223 amino acids)
Source: RefSeq, a predicted model, not a curated record
AUGGAGAAAAAAGGAACCGCCAUGAGUUUAAGACGCAGUGAGUUCCAUUCGGAUAGGCCGAAGAAUCUUCGAUUGGUGAACACUGGUGGCGAGUACAUAUCACCUGAAUUCAAGUCAUACCUGCUCAACAAACCUCACAUAUAUCGGGAUUAUGUAAAGGAGAUAAAAAGUCCAAAUGUUGUGGAGAAGUCUCCAGUUGUAAAGGUCUCACCCCUUGUGAGAGCCCCUCCUUGCAAGAAAAAAGGAAAAACAGUGAGUGUGAGCAGGCCGCUGACGAGUAGGGUUGAGAGACUUCGUUAUGGCAUCACCGAAGAAGGGGUAGAAGAGGAUGACUCUGAGAAGGCGAAAGAGCGUAUUAAGACUGAACGGACAAAAAAGCGAAAAAUCUCGGAGAACCUAAGAAAAUUCGUUUUGAUGUUGCCGAAGAUGAUAUGGAAGGAAGUGAGGUCUCGAAUCAAUGAGGAAAAGGAGCAACUAGCUACUUCAGCAGAUUUUGACCUCGACGAGGCCAUCAAACGACAGAGAAGAAGGAUGAUGUUGGAUCAUCCCCACCCUCGCCAUGAUACUCUGAGGAGGAAUCGUCCAAUGCUGGAAAAGUAUAAACUAUUUGAUGACCAGAGCAGCGAACGCACUAUGCCGAAAGAUGAAAGUGACUCCAAAGAGGAAAAAUAG